ACGCUGUGAAUCUGCGAGUCUAAAAGGGCGAAGAUUGGGGGUAAUUGCUCGAUCAUUUACAGAUAAGCGGGCUGACUGACUACAUCAAAGCGAGGCGCAGCACGCCUCCUUGUCAAGUUACAGCACAAGGUUGUUUCAUAACGCUGAAGUUGACUUGUGAGAGGAAGUCUUUUUUUCCCUCUCUCUUUUUUUGGGAAACAGAGCCUCCUUGUCGUCGCAAAGACGUGGACGGGGUGGGGUGAUCUUCAACUCAUUAGCGGAUCCCAACCCAUUGGGUAAAGGUGAAUGCACAUGCGUACCCAUGCAGAUCCGUUCGAAGAGCAGUCUUUCUCUAGUGCAGAAAGAGAGGAAAGUCGGUGGAUGAGGCGAGGCCGAAAACGAUUGCGGAAAACUUGCAUUCUUCUGCUUGACAUUCUCUUUCUACUCCUUUCGAUAUUUCUUUUCCUUAGACUCUUCAACACUCACGGCAUUUUUGGGAGUUCAGUUCUAGUCGUUUGCUCAUUACACUCGAUACCAGGCUCGGGGACAGAGAGCCGAGACCCUUUCCCACGAUCCCAAUCACCGCAACUCCUCCACGGGGGUCAAUCUGAAAGUAACAAUAAUGCCAUCACUCAUCUCAUCUCUGGCAACGGCGCUAUUACUGGUCUCUGGAAUUUGCGCCAUUCCACAGGGACCAUCUGGAGCCGAGAGUGGGAUCGUAAGCGCGGUAUCGGCAGCCUCGGUAUCAACGGCAGGCGUAGCCGUCUCUCAAGCAACAACAGCAUCACCGUCAACGAGCAACGCCGCCAGUGGUAUCUCUGCCUGUAACAACUCACCGUUGCUUUGCGAUCGGGCCUACAACAAUGUCACUCACAUGGGCGCGCACGAUUCGUCCUUUCUCCGUGAUGCGAGCACCAGUGACAGCUUAGCCGGCAAUCAGUAUUUCAACGCAACAGUCGCCCUCGACGCCGGUAUCAGACUGCUCCAAGCCCAAGUCCACGAUGUCAACGGGACACUCCAACUAUGUCACACCAGCUGCAGCCUGCUAGACGCAGGGCCACUCCAAGACUGGCUGGCCAAGAUAAAGUUCUGGAUGGACAAUAACCCCAACGAGGUGGUGACGAUCUUGCUCGUCAACUCCGACAACAAGCUCGUUUCCGACUACGCCGCCGUGUUCGAGGGAUCCGGUAUCUCUACUUACGGCUACCAACUGAGCAACGGCAGCUCAGCCAGCAACACCUGGCCCACGCUAGGAGACAUGAUCACCUCCAACAAGCGCCUGGUCACCUUCAUCGCCUCCAUCGACUACUCGCCCACCUACCCGUACCUGCUAAGCGAGUUCGACCAUGUCUUCGAAACCGCGUACAACGUCCUCAGCCUGAGCGGGUUCAACUGCACCCUGGAUCGGCCCAAGGGACAGGGUUCGGCAGGGGACGCUAUCUCGGCGGGGUUGAUGCCGUUGAUGAACCACUUCGCGGACAGCCUGCUUUUGCAGGGCGUCCAGAUACCGGACGAGACGGACAUCGACAUUACCAACAGCCCGGAUACUUCCACCACGGGAAACCUGGGCUUGCACGCUGAUACCUGCGUCAAGCAGUGGGGAGUGAAGCCGACGUUUAUCUUGGUAGACUUUUUUGAUCACGGGCCGGCGAUCGAUACGGCCGAUCGGUUGAAUGGGAUCACGGCCACAGGGAGGAAGUCGGUGUCCGGGGAGAGUAAGGGGAACACGAGCGGCGCGGGGGAGAAUCAUUCGCCGAUGGGCAUGAAUGUCGCGCUGAUUGCUUUUGUGGUCUUUGCUCUGGCGAUGGUAUAGAUGAUGUUAUUUGUUAAAACCUGAGUGCUAGAAUAAUUUGUUUUGAAGAAGCUCAUGCGCAUGGUCACCUUGGCGUUGGGCGUAAUUUAUGUUCGAGGGUGUAAUUGGUGCUUUGGGGUGAAGGUAGACUGGCCUGAUCAAACUGGCCUGCGGCCUGACUAAUUGGAUCGACAAUCGAACUUGCUUAAUGACAAUCAGUACGGGUAUUACACGAGAGCCGGUGAU
Messenger RNA from Neurospora crassa OR74A, 2017 nucleotides. RefSeq lists its product as hypothetical. Gene Ontology annotation, biological process: lipid metabolic process. The record is from RefSeq and is a predicted model, not a curated record. Bases 602 to 1792 code for a protein of 396 amino acids. NCBI's taxonomy places the organism in Eukaryota, Fungi, Ascomycota, Sordariomycetes, Sordariales, Sordariaceae. The transcript has a single exon. Gene Ontology annotation, molecular function: phosphoric diester hydrolase activity.